AUGCGAAGACGUGUGACAUUUCUUUUCGCCAAAGCAGGCAUUACAGACAAUAUCCAUAAUCAUACUAAUAAAAAUAGUAACAUCAACAACAAUAGUAACAAGGAUGGUCCUUCACCGUAUCGUCCACGUUUUCGUCCACGACGAUUAGUGAUGCCAGUUAAUCCCAGCGAUGUGCACAGUAAUGCCCGUUCGAAUAAUCCACUGUGGGAGAAAUAUAAGGCCCAACGACGACUACGGCGAGCAGCAGAGCGGCGCGGUGCCGUCACACUGGCAACUGUACCUGCAGAACGUAGUGUAGGUGAUGCUUUUCGUCUCAUGUUGGAUGUUUGUGAAAAAGAAAAGUUAUUUUCAGAAUCAGCAUCCUUAACACCAAAGCAUCUUCGACAUUUAGAGGAAUUAUUAUCCUCACCAUUAUUACAAUCAUCUGAUAAAUCUUCAGAGUCUAGGGUUAAUGAGAAUGAUAGUGAGAGACAUACCUCACCAUUUUACGCAUUAGGACUUGCACCUGAAAGAGAUAAUCUUAUGAUUUCUUUAGAUGAUAAAAUAAAAGAUAAUAGUCAACGUGAAAUGGCACUUCGUGAAGUGGAUGCUGUUUGGCGUAUGUUAGAUAAUACUCCAUUGGAUUCACCUGUUCAUGGUGUUCUUGCGAUGCGUGGUAAAGCCAUUGUUGAACGUACAAUUGCCAAUAUGGCCUAUGCAGCAUUUCCUAGACUUCGAUCCAAACAUUUACAAGCCCUUAUUCAUGAAUCUUGUGGUCUUUACUCUUGUGGUAGAGUGGCACUUCGUUUAGGGUUUGCUGAUAUGUGUAAUGUAAAUGGAGAAAUUAGUAUGUGGCGUGAGUUAAAUGUUCUCACGGAGCGAUUUCAUAUUGCUAAACGUAAAGCCGCUAUUCAUUUACAACGUAUUGAAAAGGGUGUGGCUCAACAACGGCGUUGGUAUUGGAAAGGUGUACUUCGUUCAGCGGCUAUGCGAUUAAAAUUAUUUCCUGUUCAUCAAGAAGAUAUUCUUCCUCGUAUGGAAUGGAUAAGAGAUUCUAUCUUUGCAUUUAUAGCGUUUAUAGAAUUAGCAGAAAACUCUGGAGAUGAUGUGAAGUUAGAGCCAUUAAUAAAAAAAUUAUUUUGUAGUCAAUUAGGAUCAUUUCUUCAUGCUAAUCAAAUAUUAGAUAAUGCCCAACAACAAGUAGAACGUAUUUUACACAACUCUUAUCAUACCGAGAAGAAUGAAAGGAGUAUGAAAUCAGAAUUACGUAAAGAACAAGAGGCAUUAGCUCAACUUAUAUCUACAGAACUUCAGAAAAUACGACAAAUGACAGAAGAUGAGUUGGAAAUGAUAAAUGAACAAAUACAUCCAAUGAAUAUACGGUCAGAUGCUCGUAAAGAUCAAUUUGCAUCCAGUGGUGGAGCUCACGCCACUCAAAGUCUACGGGAUGAUAUUUUUGAUGAUUAUCGUGUUACUCGACAUCACAAAAUGGCCCCACCAGUUAUUCUUCAUUGUAUUCAACCACAAAAUGCAUUGAAAGAAACUCAAAUUAUUCUUCGUUAUGACCCAAAUGUACCAUCCACUUUAUCAAAUGCCCCUAUUGAUGUGGAUCAAGUUAUUCGAAGAGUAACGGAAGUACAUGAGACCAAUCCAUACGCUACUCUUUAUACAGCUCAGCAAUAUAGACAAGUGGAGUAUACUGUUUGUCGUUUAUAUGCAGGAAAACGUUGUAUUGGUCAAGGAAAGGGAGAGUCCCUAAUGGAAGCGAUGAAUGAGGCCGCACAACAUACAUUAUUGAACUAUUAUCUUAAGAAGAAUCCACCUAAAGUGGUUGAACAUAAACCUAUUGUCACAACAAGAACAGAAUGUGAGGAAGAAAGAGCUACAGAUGUUGAACAUAAAGUAGCGGAGGUGCGUGUUAACGAAACGUUGGAUGAGGAAAUAUUCUUUUAA
Messenger RNA from Trypanosoma theileri, 1932 nucleotides. Its product is annotated as spliced leader RNA PSE-promoter transcription factor. The record is from RefSeq and is a predicted model, not a curated record. NCBI's taxonomy places the organism in Eukaryota, Euglenozoa, Kinetoplastea, Trypanosomatida, Trypanosomatidae. The transcript has a single exon. The coding region runs from base 1 to 1932 and encodes 643 amino acids.